AGCGUCCAGCACAAGAAGCAAGCGGACGGAAUGGCGCAUCUCCACCUGCAGGUAGCGGCCGUGGCGGUGCUGGCGGCGCUCGUGGCGGGGGUCUGCGCGCAGGUCGGCCCGGCGCAGAGCUUCGCCCGGCCCGACAGGCUGGACGUGGACAGCGCCAUCAACGACGAGGCUCGCUUCCAGGAGGCCAUGCGCUGCAUCCUGGAAGGCGACGACUACAAGUUCUGCGACCAUCACACUGUCGGCAUCAAAUAUGAUGGCUGGCGGAUGCUGGAACGCGGGUGCAGCGGUCCCUGCACGCCGGACGAGCUGUCGGUGUACAGGUUCCUGGCACACGUGUCCCACAACAAGCCGGAGCAGUGGAAGCAGAUACUGGACAAGUUCGACCCGGACGGCAAGCUCAAGCAGAACAACAGCCAACAGUGGAGGGAGCACGGAAUUAAAGUGUAGUCCCUGCAGUGCGACGCAAGAAAAAAAAAAAAAGAAAUCUGUACUGAACUGUUCCUAUACAAAAAAUAAAUAUUUUUUUAAAGAACAGUGUAUACUUUCCUUAGCAAACAGAGGCAGUGGAAGAUAUACACCGGUAAAAGUUUGUCAUGUGAUUAAAAUCAGUGUUUGUUGAAUGUAAAUUUCGCAAUGAAAGGUCGAUUACAGUUUUAACUGACGCUCUCUGUCGUGGCCUAUCGAAUGAAGGAGGUUGAUAGUAAAUUAGAAUGAAAUAUAAGCUCUACUGGCAAACAAGUGACAGGUUGUAUCUUAUCACAGUGUAAUUCACUUUUAUGUUUUAUUUCUGUCAGGUCUUUCUCGACCACGUAUCAGUACAUCAAAUAGAUAAAGGAAACCACUUACCAGUUCAACUGCAAAUAUAUGUUUGGGAAUUAUAUCAUUACUUUGACUGAAUUCUAAUAAACCAUAGACUGCA
This is a messenger RNA of Schistocerca americana (American grasshopper), 919 nucleotides long. RefSeq names its product ejaculatory bulb-specific protein 3-like. Lineage: Eukaryota; Metazoa; Arthropoda; Insecta; Orthoptera; Acrididae. The transcript has 2 exons. The record is from RefSeq and is a predicted model, not a curated record. The coding region runs from base 31 to 447 and encodes 138 amino acids.